AUGGACUCAGAAACCCGCACAUGGACUGAUUAUUUCUUCUCCAACUACCAGCCCUCUUUUGAUCUCACGAAUUCAAGCUUUGAUCCGGAGACCUUCCAGCAGUUCCAGUAUAAGCAACGCCACUGGCGCUUGGGAAGGAGACUAGAUGAACGUGAUUUCUCCUAUCGCGAACAGCCCCCCGCCUUGGUUCGGCGGCUCUAUGCAAAAACGAGAGAGGGCACAGUGAAAUAUGCAGCCAAAACAUGUAUCACGAAGAUCAAGCAAGGAUGCAACUUCGCCGAAUUUCCUCGUCACGACACUCUGUCGAUAUGGUCAGAAGCCAACUGGAUCCUUUCCUAG
This is a messenger RNA of Aspergillus clavatus NRRL 1, 339 nucleotides long. RefSeq lists its product as uncharacterized. The record is from RefSeq and is a predicted model, not a curated record. The transcript has 2 exons. Lineage: Eukaryota; Fungi; Ascomycota; Eurotiomycetes; Eurotiales; Aspergillaceae. Bases 1 to 339 code for a protein of 112 amino acids.